This is a messenger RNA of Durusdinium trenchii, 648 nucleotides long. The record is from the annotation of a GenBank genome assembly. Lineage: Eukaryota; Dinophyceae; Suessiales; Symbiodiniaceae.
AGCCGUGGCUCAAGCAGAGCUCCAGAUUUUGCCCCAGCAAACGCCAUGCUAGCUCGGGCGGCUUGGAGGCGCGCUGGCGCCGCUCUCGGCGGCCCAGCCUUGCGCGGCUUCGCUGCGUCGCCGCUGGAGUCUACGGCAAAGCUGUAUGAAGAGAUCGUGGACAAGUCCCUGAAGGAGUUCCAGGCCAAUGAAAAGACUGUAUCUGCAGAUUUGGACGCAGAGAUUUCUAGUAGCAAGGUGGUGCUCUUCAUGGAAGGCACGCCUGAUGCACCAAAGUCUGAGCCGAGCCUGAACGCGGUGAAGAUGCUCACCGAAGCGCAGGUGGUUCCCAUGACUUCUGUGAACGUUUUGGCCCACCCGGCCAUCCUUGGCUAUACCGUGUCUAAGACGCAGAAGCGACGGACGCCACAUUUGUACGUCAACGGCAGCUUCUAUGCCGACUAUGAUGGGCUCAUGUCCCAACACACCUCAGGCCAACUGAAGAAGCUGGGAACAGAGGCAACAAAGAGCACUGGCACCAUUGGGGGCGAGCUGCCUAUUGCCACCUACUGAGGCGCACUGUUGUGCUCUAUGACUGGAAGUAGUAGAUGAGUGCGCAUUGAACAUGUCCCGACUGUGAAAACGUGAUGCUGAUGAUGAAACCCUUGA